AUGGUCAAGCAACCAGAAGACCAGGCGAAACCUGCUAGCAAGUCACGGCAGCAGACCAAAAAGAGGUCUCGAAGUACGAAAGCGUCUCAAGGCUCCAAGGCAGGAUCGAGCAGCGCCGAUAACCAGACAAAUACACUCGAGACGAAUUCUCAACCCGAAACAAGACCCAUUUCCCAAGAGCAAUUUGUAGAAGAGGUUGGAAGUUUCCUCGAUGGAUUCAUUAUAGUUGAAGAUCAACAUAUUCAGGUCGAUAAUAGAUCCAUUCUCGCACAAUGGGUUUUCGUGAACGACGAUACUGGAUUAGAAGCCCAAGGACAGGUUAUUCAGGGUAUCGUGGAUCGUCCUGUCUCCGCAAAUGACAUAUACGAUCCUAGCACCGAUCUUAUUGGCAUCGGCACUCUGUUCUCUGAACCCGACUACUCUAAUGGCAACGUCGUUACGUAUGAUCAGAGAUCGUAUAGUGACCCAGCUACGACCACUUCCGCCGAACCCACCACAGUUGAAUAUUUACCGGUCACAACUCAAUGGGAGCUUGCGGAAUGGACAUAUGAGAACCCCUAUGAAGGGAUCGCCUUUUCCGAACGUAUUCAAAGAUACAACUAUGAUCUUUAG
Molecule: messenger RNA, 612 nt
Organism: Sclerotinia borealis F-4128
Lineage: Eukaryota; Fungi; Ascomycota; Leotiomycetes; Helotiales; Sclerotiniaceae
Source: the annotation of a GenBank genome assembly